AUGGAGCUGACUGGUUUCACCGAGGAGCAAUUAACGGUCCGUGAUGCAAUUUCUGCCAUAUGUUCUAAUUUCCCCAACACGUACUGGCAAGAGUGCGACCAGAAUGAGCGAGAUCCCAAGGAAUUCCACGCCGCAUUGGCCAAGGAUGGAUGGCUGGGAAUUGCACUGCCAGAGGAGCACGGCGGUGCUGGACUGGGCAUUUCGGAAGCCACCAUGAUGAUGCAGACCAUCACUCAGUCGGGUGCUGGUAUGGCCGGUGCCCAGUCCAUUCAUGCCAAUGUAUACGCUACGCAGCCGCUAGCUAAGUUUGGUACCAAGAAGCAGCUAGAGGAGACAAUUCCCAAGAUCAUCAACGGCACCUGGAGAACCUGCUUUGGUGUCACAGAGCCGAACACCGGCUUGGACACGUUGAAGCUCAAAACCUUGGCGCGCAAGCUUGCAGACCGAGAGGUGUACUCGAUCUCAGGACAGAAAAUCUGGAUUACAUGUGCGCAGGUCGCAUCUAAAAUGAUUCUCUUGGCCCGUACAACGCCUCUGGAAGAGGUCAAAAAGUCUGGCCAGGGGCUGUCGAUGUUUUGUAUUGACCUGGCUCGAAGUAAACCUGGAUUGGAGAUGCGCAAGAUCAAGAAGAUGGGUGGCCGAGCAGUAGAUGCGAACGAGGUUUUCUUUGACAACUACGAAAUACCAUCCAGUACCUUGAUUGGCCGUGAGAAUGAUGGAUUCAAGAUUAUCCUGCAUGGAAUGAACGCCGAACGAUGUCUGCUAGCUGGAGAGGCCUUGGGUCUAGGGUACGCGGCCUUGGAACGAGCUGCGCAUUAUGCAAGCGAGCGAGUGGUAUUUGGUCGACCAAUUGGACAGAACCAGGGCAUAGCUCAUCCCAUGGCGGAUGCAUACAUGAAGUUGGAGGCAGCCAAGCUCGCCACAUACCAUGCUGCGCGGUUGUACGACGUCUCUAAAACGGACGAGUCGAUCCCAUUGCACUCUGUGGGCGUGGCCUGCAAUAGUGCCAAGUAUCUGGCCGCUGAGGCUGCUUUUACAGCUUGUGAAAGAGCAGUUCUCAGUCACGGAGGCAUGGGAUACGCGGUGGAAUAUGAUGUGGAGCGAUAUCUGCGAGAGUGUCUGGUGCCUCGCAUUGCACCAGUGAGCCGUGAGAUGAUUCUAAACUAUAUUAGCGAGAAGCUAUCCAUCGCGGUGUCAGGAAAGUCCCCAGCGCUUGUCAACGUUGCCGGCGCCAGAAACUUAAGGGCCGGCGUCGACUGUCAGCCUGCUACAAGUACUCACUGGAGGGUGUACCAGCACCGCGACUCGGAAGAGGAGCCGGCUACAAAACGAGUUCGCACAGUCGCUGAUAACUCUACUGAAACUGCGCGCGGACCAGCAGCAGAAGAGGAUGCAGGUUCCCAAUUUCCUCGUCCAAAAUGCUCUAUUCCGAGUGACGAGGGUCGAACAAUCGAGGAAAGGGAGAUCCCUGUCGCCCAGGCAUGGAAUUCAAGCUCGACCAUAUCUCUGGUAGAUAGGGCCUUUACGCUACAUAAUGCAGCCCCGAACUGUCUUCCAGCAACGAAUGCCAUCCCUGGAGGCCACCCGGGGGAGCUGAGACCCGACAACUCGGAACCAGAGGAAGAGUCUAGACCAAGGAUGCUUGAUGACUUGAAUUCGAGAUCAGGGAACCGCUUAUUACCUAGGCUGCGGUCAUUUACUCAGCCACGGCGGAGUGCUUCCGCAGAGCUUGCAAUGCUCCUCCCUAGUCGUCAGGCUGCAGCUUUGCUUGUGGACACUUACUUUGACCGAGUGCACUGGUUCAUGCUCAUCUUUCAUCAAGACUACUUUCGACGGCAAUGGCCAAUGUUAUAUAAUCAUUCCAGUGGCGGAUUGUCUAAUGACCAUAGUAUUGGGUUCAUCAGUACUUUUUUAAUGGUUCUCGCUAUUGGGCUACAAUAUAUUGGGGAUCAUCGUCGGCGCCUAUUGUCCUCUUACGGCAUAGAUGCGGAUGACUUAAAAGAACGGAUCUUCUCAGUUGUCAGAGCCAAGUUGCUCGAUAUUAUAUCCGUUGGCUCACUAGAGGCUGUCCAAACCUGUGUUUUGCUAGGGACUUACUACCUAUAUCACGGUUCCCCUAGAUUAGCUUGGCCAGUGUGCGGAUGUGGGCUGCGGAUUGCCCAAGCACUCGGUCUGCAUCGCAAGAUAUCAAUAGUUAACUCAGAAUCGAGCUCUGUGGCUGCAGACGUACGCAAAAAGAAUGAGGCGAGAAAACGGAGCUGGUGGGCAAUUUACGAGAUUGAAACGUUUUGCUCUAUGACUUACGGGUACCCUCACAGCAUCAGGGACGCCGAUUGUGACGUGGAGCCGUUGGAUCCGUCCGCAAAGUCUGAAGAUAGUCAGUCGCCUAGCUCGUUUGAUCAGCCAUUGAGUGGAGAGGCCACUCUCCUAUCGUACAAAUACUACAUGUCCAAGCUCUCACGUAUCACCAAAAAUGUCCUAACAGAGCUGUAUCACAUCGGCCCCAAUCCCGCAGGAAGCCCAAAGCUCAACAACCCUGCUUCAAGUCCACAACAUACGCUUAAAACAGUUUCACAAUUCGAUACACGGCUAAAACUGUGGCACAAAGAAAUCCCAUUAAGAUUGCGGUUCGAAAGUGGGGUUGCCAUGGGUGCCGGCUAUUCUUCCCCAGACGAACUAGACCGCGAUAUCGGAGGGUCAGGUCCUACUUUCGAGAACCACAUCUACCAGCUUCAGGGACUCGCGCUCAAGCUUGGCUACGAAAAUGCUAGGAUCCUGGUUCAUCGUCCUUUGCUUUCCUAUAAGUUGGUCACCAAAUCAUCUGACCCGAAUGUCAGCAGCACAAACGGAUCUGGUUCCACUCAAGUCGACCCAUAUCAUCUCUGCCUGCAGGCUUGCCACGAGGCAGCAAUUAGCAUAUCAGAUAUCAUAUCUAAUCCAAUUGUCGACAUUGUAUCCGCGACAUAUGCUGCAUCGUUUGUCAGUAUUCAUGUCUUCACGGCUGGAGUGACUCUGGGUAUUCUCAGUAGCAUCGAACCUCUUACGCCUCGAUCUCGCGAGGCCAAAGUUGGUCUCCAUCGUCUGAUGGCAAUUCAGGAGAAAUUACGAACUCGAUCUGUUUUGGCUGUGCAGGGCCUUGAAAUCCUGCAGCGAUUGACGAAGCUUGUAAUGGAGAAGGAGCUAAAUACUAUGCUUGAUCUAUCAAAGCCAAUGGACUCAAAAUUGCCUCUUAGAGAGAGCACUUCCAAUGCCACCGAUGGGUCAGAUUAUUUGCAAGAUGCUCAGCUGGCCACUCGUCAAAACGAUCCGGCCUCUAACCCCACAUCCUCAGGGUCCUUUAUGCACGCCGCGGUGUCUGUCAUCCCUGAAAUGGCAAUGCCAGUGACGGGGCCGUUUGAGCCGGAUGAUACAACUACCGAUAAUUGUCUACAGUAUAUUGAGAAUCCUGCCUUAUCUGAGGCCCUGUAUGAUUUUGAUCAAGCAUUGCUAUCACAUUCAUCACAGUGUCCACCUAGAUCCGAGGAUUUACAUGACUCGUCGUUUCUUCCACCUCCCGAUGACGAGUUCGCAAUACUCGAGCAAACAUGGAUUUGGGGAUGGGACAAUCUACCACCCUAUGAAUAA
Aspergillus tanneri is the source of this 3624-nucleotide messenger RNA. RefSeq lists its product as uncharacterized. Gene Ontology annotation, biological process: DNA-templated transcription. Lineage: Eukaryota; Fungi; Ascomycota; Eurotiomycetes; Eurotiales; Aspergillaceae. Gene Ontology annotation, molecular function: acyl-CoA dehydrogenase activity; zinc ion binding; DNA binding. The record is from RefSeq and is a predicted model, not a curated record. The transcript has 6 exons. Bases 1 to 3624 code for a protein of 1207 amino acids.